AACAACCAGCUUUUCCACUCUCGCGUCGCAAUCAACAAUCGACUCGCCUCUAGCUCACUAAUAUCUAGAUUCACAAUGAAUACCGCAUUCGAUCCCUCACAUUCGACGAGUGGCAUGCGCCCGCCUCUCGCGUCGGCUGAUGCGCCGUCGAUGGCCGACUCCUUGCCCAGCAUCAAUUUUGGCUUUGAGGACCUACGCAAUCGCAUGGCUCAGUUUACAGCUCGUUUUGAUGCCUUUAUUGAGAGAGGCCGGAAACAAGUUCUAGAAGAGAGGAAUCAAUUCAAAAGCGGGUUGGCAGAGCUUCAGGAGGAUCAGCGCAUGAGACACAGGGAUAUCGAGAUUCUCGAUUUAAAAGCACAAACCCAUCAACAGACUUUGCAAAAGGAAGCCGCGGAGGCCGCUGAGAUGCAUGCGGCCAUCUCAUCCGUCACCUUGGAGCGCGACUCUCGGCUCGCUAAGCGUGAUCGCUUGAAGCAGCAAAUCGACGAGACCCAGAAAACGAUCAAUCAGAGAUUAGAAGCGCAGAAGUUGCACGCCAAAUACCUUGAUGAGCAAGCUCGACUUAAUGUUCCGGAGCUAGACUUUUGGCAAGAUUAUCUGUGUUUACGAAUCGAGGGGGCCGGCCGGGAAGAUAGGCUGAAGUUCGUUUACACACAUUUACUUGAGAAAGACUGGGAGGCCGAGGCUUGGUUCGAGCUUGGAACAGCCAGUCGCGAUUAUGAUGUCUUCCACACGCGACCCAAGGUUGAUCGGGAGGCGCUGGAGCGCGAACUCGAUAUUGUAAAUGAAGAUCGCGAUUUUGGUGGGUUUUUAAAGAGGAUGCGGAGGUUGUUUGUCGAAACAAUGAAAUAGCGAGUUACGUUGGACGGACAGAAAUGCUUGAUGAUACAUGCUUAUGAAUAUCACCUCAAUAACUUUGC
Aspergillus uvarum CBS 121591 is the source of this 920-nucleotide messenger RNA. RefSeq names its product kinetochore Spc25 family protein. The record is from RefSeq and is a predicted model, not a curated record. Gene Ontology annotation, cellular component: Ndc80 complex. The coding region runs from base 76 to 852 and encodes 258 amino acids. Gene Ontology annotation, biological process: chromosome segregation. NCBI's taxonomy places the organism in Eukaryota, Fungi, Ascomycota, Eurotiomycetes, Eurotiales, Aspergillaceae. The transcript is spliced from 2 exons.